CUACAAUCGACUCUACAAUCGAUCAUUCCUAGUGCUCGUCAAACUUAGUAGGCCAUGUUGGGUGCUCACCACCACCACCACCACCACCACACUUUUUUCUCUCUCCUCAUUUUCUCUCUCCUUCUUCUGAUGAUCACUGAUCAAGUGGUCGUGAGGUUCGCGGUGGGCGACGACUCUGGGUCGUCGUCGCCGUCGCCUCUGCAAGCGAAGUGCGGGGAGGAGUUCGCGAAGCUGACGAACUGCCUGGACUACGCGACGGCGAAGGCGGACGCGCCGUCGGGGGAGUGCUGCAGCGCGGUGGGGGCGAUGCGGAAGGCCGACCCGGCCUGCCUGUGCUACGUCAUCCAGCAGACGCACUCCGGCACGUCCAGCGCCAAGAGCCUCGGCCUGCAGUUCGGCCGCCUCCUCGCGCUCCCCACCGCCUGCAAGCUCGUCAACUCCAGCAUCACUGACUGCCCCAGGCUUCUGAAUCUCACCCCCAGCUCCCCUGACUAUGCUAUUUUUACAAACCCUAGCAAAGCUACACCCACAAGCAGCAGCAGCAGCUCAGACACUACAUCUGAAGGUAUUAUUCAUCAGAUAAGCCUGCUUGCUUGCUUUGCCAUUGCCAUAAUUAGUGCUAUCUUUGUAUCCAUCUAUUAAGGCAGGGUUUUUAAGGAAUUGGAGCAAUUAUUUGUCCUUCUUUUUUUUUUCUUUUUUUUUUUUUUAACUUUUCGCUGUGUUGUAAUUGUAUGUGGAUUAUUAUUAUUUGAUGCUCAAGGCUCUAGUGGUGUAAUGAGAAACUUGCUAUAAUUAAUUUUACCACUACUUUCUCUCA
Messenger RNA from Ananas comosus (pineapple), 817 nucleotides. RefSeq names its product non-specific lipid transfer protein GPI-anchored 1-like. Bases 55 to 642 code for a protein of 195 amino acids. The transcript has 3 exons. NCBI's taxonomy places the organism in Eukaryota, Viridiplantae, Streptophyta, Magnoliopsida, Poales, Bromeliaceae. The record is from RefSeq and is a predicted model, not a curated record.